CUUGGGAGGAGGAGGCGGCGGAAGUUUCGUUCGUCGGAGAGAAAGAGCGGGUGAAGAAGCGCCAUGGCGGCUUCCACUAAUAGCGGCGGCGGCCGGCGGGCAGAUAACGGCUGUGGAGCCACUGGGCAGCAGCCGGCGGGCUCCCGGCGGCGGAAAGGCCCUGGCGCCUUAGCCACGGCCUACCUGGUCAUUUACAACGUGGUUAUGACGGCCGGAUGGCUUGUUAUAGCAGUUGGCUUAGUCAGAGCAUACCUCGCUACAGGCAGCUACCACAACCUUUACUAUUCAAUAGAAAAGCCUUUGAAGUUCUUCCAAACUGGAGCCUUGCUUGAGAUCGUGCACUGUGCAGUAGGGAUUGUUCCCUCUUCUGUUGUCCUGACUGCUUUCCAGGUGAUGUCAAGAGUUUUUCUGACAUGGGCAAUAACCCAUAGCGUAAAAGAGGUACAAAGCGAAGACAGUGUUCUCCUCUUUGUUAUCGCCUGGACGAUCACAGAGAUAAUCCGUUAUUCCUUUUAUACUUUCAGUUUAUUAAACCAUCUCCCUUAUAUCAUCAAAUGGGCCAGGUACACACUGUUCAUUGUACUGUAUCCAAUGGGAGUUUCAGGAGAAUUGCUCACAAUAUAUGCUGCUUUGCCCUUUGUGAGGCGAUCCAAUUUAUAUUCCAUUAGCUUACCUAACAAAUACAAUUUCUCAUUUGACUACUAUACAUUCCUGAUCCUGACCAUGUUAUCCUAUAUUCCAAUCUUCCCUCAACUAUAUUUUCACAUGCUACAUCAGAGAAGAAAAGUACUUUCACUUACUGAAGAACACAAGAAAUCUGAGUAAUUUCAUCCUUUGGUCAGAAUUAUGCACAUUCACACAGUCACACACACGUUACAGAAACAGAAGCUUAUAAGAGUAUUGAAAUGAGAAAGUCAAAAUUAAAAGCUUGGUAAAUGACUAAAAAUAUAUUUGAACACCUGCGGUUUUUCAAUCAAGUCAUCAUCCUGUGAAACUGGCUUUUCUGUCUAUAUAUUACAGUUAAACAUACUUUGUUAUCAUUCAUUCAUUUAUUUUAUUUUUAAUUUAUUUGCUAAAAUCUUCCUUGAUAACAUAAGUUGAUGGAUCGAGUGAUCAAGUAUUAAGAUUAUUUUCUUUCUUAAAGCUUGUCUAUGUGUCAAAUACUUAUGUGUGUUGUUGUCAGAAAUAUUAUCAGGAAUGUUUUAAACAAUUUGCCUAGAACUGCUGUGAGCAGACUGAUUAACUCCUACAAAAGACUUUGCUGAGUUUGGAUCUGAUGAAGCGAUACUCCUUGAAAUUCUGGGCCUAUUGCAAUGAUUGCGGCAGUAAAAUUGGUUUUAAUGGCACAACUGAGGGCACAUGCUAUUAGUGUCUAACAUCAUGGUCUCCCACAGGAUUCUGUAACCCAAAGAGUCCCAACACUGAGGUACUCUGACCUUGGUGCUCAAACUCUGAUGGUCAAAUCCCCGUCCUGCCCCCCUCUGGCUGGUGUGGAAAGAACCAUGUUCCUGCCUCUCUGAGAGCGAAAAUACACCUCAGGGAGGGGCAAAGGGGGCAUGCUGGGGUAUGAGAAGGAAAGGAAUCUGGAGCCAUCUACCUAGGCUGAUUUCUGUCAGUGCUUUAGCCUUUUUCUCACCUCUCCCUUGCACUUGAUCUAGGUGUCUGAAAAUGGCCAUCUAAAUGAAGCCUGGGUGAGAAAUGGUGAUGAUGGAGACAGCUACCCUCAUACCUUGCUCUGGCCAUUGGAUGCAUGUAAGCCUGCAAGUUUGGAGGCUUACGUGCAUAUAGGGCAGGAGAAUAAGAUAACAUCCUGAGUAGUAUUGCAGAGUGGAGCCUUAAAAUAGUACACAGUGCACAACAAUGUGUGUUCUAAAGGUGCAACUAAAUCUUAUUACCUCAAACUUUUCUUGCAGUUCUUGAAUGCUUUCCUUACAUCGUUUUUCUACUUGACACCCUAUUUUACCGAGAUGCACACAAUAUAAAUUAAUGUGCAACUAACAUUGAUGUUGGCUGAGAACUAUUUCAUGUUUUUGAAUUAACUAUCCAAAUAUAUCAGGUAACUCUGUACAAGUAUAAUUGAAGGUAAAAACAUUUGAUCUUAAUUUUCAGUUCUAUAAGUUAUCAAGAAAGCCUUUUCUUUAAACAAGCUUAUUUAAAGUUCAAACUGUUUUUAACAUCACAACUGAGGUUAUUCUUAAAGGCAGUGUUAAGGCUAGCAAAUACAAAUUUCUUCACAGUGUUCACAGUCAGAGGAUGGAGUGUUCACAAAAAUAACAGAUGAGAAAUCUUAAUUUUACCAAUUUUAAUUAAAUAAUCUGCUUAGACCAUCACAGAGAAGUGGGUUCUAGAGCUAAUCAGGACAGAGCUUUCCCUAGAAGUUGUCAUACUUCAGACACAGCAGGCCAACCUCACUUCUCUGUAGAAGGCAGUCAUACUAGGAAAAGUUGAAGGCAGAAGAAAAGGAAGACCAAAUAAGAGAUGGCUUCAACCGCAGGUGUAACUUGGAAGGGCUGCAGUGGUCUGUUGUGAACAGGACACAAUAGGUUUUCAUUCAUGGAGUUCUAGUAAGCUGGGGACAAAUUGACAGCACAUAACAAUGACAGAAUAGUCUGGUAGACUACACUAAUGGUUACACUUAGGGCCUUGUUUAACACUUAUUAAAAUAGCCAGGUUUUCCUUCUGUUUGAAGAAAGCUAAAGUUUAAUGAUUAGCCCAAGUGGUAUGAGAAAAAGAGAAAUAAUCUGUAACUUCAUUCUUUUGAUAGUGAGGUCCAAUAGAAAAUACUAUUAGCUUGUUCAUGCUUGAAUCUUAUACCCAUUUGCGUCUUUCCUAAAGGUGGCAUGCAGGUUAUCUCACAUUCAUUCCAUCACAUUAAUUUUUUUAUUAGUGUGUUUUGUUCUGUUACCCUAGGAAAAAUAAUCAUUUGACUCACAUUUGGCAUUCCUAUUCUGUCCGAAGAGGUAUUUUUCUUUCAGUCAGCUCAGUUAUUUCCUCUGAUUCAGAUGCACAGUGUCAUUGUAGCGUGCAGAAUUUAUUUCACUGUACCAUCUGUAACAACAUAGCAUCCAGCAGCAGCCUCUACUGUAUGAUUCAUAGCCUGAGACUUGUACAGAAAGUAAAUGCACAUCCACUUUACUGUUUUGAAGGAAAACAGCGGUUGUACAUUAACUCUUUUUUUUUUGCACCUGCUCUGCAAGAAUGCAUCCUGCAUGGGUUGACUACUGUACACAGUGCCCUUAAUGGCUAUGAUGGGUGUAGGUCAAAUACAAGCCUUGCAUUCUGAAUGUCAAGGCCCCUUGUAAGCCUGCAGAAGAAAAUGCUGCUUUCAUCACUGACAUAAUUGCAGCUUAGUCACCAGCUCUACACAGAAUGGUAGGACAUCCACGUGGAUGUAUUUUAAUGUGCUAGAUAGGUAGGUUAUAGUUUGUAUUUACUUAUAGACUCUGGUAGUACUCUCUGUAGCUAGCAAGCCAGCUAUUACCAGACAGCCGUGUAAACCUCAGGAACUCAGAAGAGUCAUAUGGUCCAUCACUUUAACUUAUUGCCUACAGUGAUCAUUUUUCCUCGUACACGGGAGGAAUACAUGGACAUGAUUCAAGAUGCCAGAAGUCUCUGCCUCUGUUUUAUAUCUGUGUUUCAGCUGGAGAGCUUAGUAUUCCUUCUGCAAGUGAUUCUUCAAAGAUCAUUCUAGGAAAAGGCUUAUUCCUGCCAGAUACGAUAUAAAUCAUACUAGAAAUCUGUUAUAUCCUGAUGAGCCCAUCAGAAGCAACACUUUAGGUAUACCAAGGGCAACUCUUGGCCUAGUGUUUCUGCUCUGCAUAUACUUUUCAGAUAAGGAGGAAAUGGAAACUACAGAAUUCUCCACUGCCUUAUCCAGCAGCUAUUCUUGGUUGAUUAACUUCUAUCAGCACAACACAGUUAUGCCGAAUCCAUUCCAAACUGCUGCUACAGCUCUGCGGCACGUAGCUCAUAGCAGAAAAUGAGGGGGGUUGCAACUUACUGCAUCUCUGCAUCACAUAGCCGAGGUACUUAUAUCUACUAUCCCAUAUGACAGUUGAAUGCACACAUGCAUAUCUUUUCAUUGGUCAUAACAUUUUUUCUUGCAAAUGUUGCAGUCACUUCAAGUCACUGCAGUGGCUCCUUGUAGUAUGAAAUGCUGUGAAUGCUUUGUAGGAUCAAUUGUGUGGGUAUUUUGUAAGCUGCUUUUAGCUUCCUGUGGCUAUAAAGUAAUGUAAGCCUGUUUUCAGAAUUUCUUGGGUAUCGUAACGUUUACGUGAGUUUUUGUUCCAAGUUACUUGCCAUUUUGUUGUUUUCUCCUUGGCCAUGCUCAAUAUCUCUCAAGCUCUGAAAGAUAAAGAGCAGCAGCAUUUAAGAAUCAAUGUAGGUCAGAAAUUUCCUUUUAAAAAAUCCAUUUUUUUGCAGUUUCAUUAAUUACAAAUCCAGCAUGCAAAUACUUUUGUGCUUCCAAAAGAAGCUUUUCUGGUUUGCUUGAAAUGAUUGUCUAUCAUGGAGGUUUCAUGGGCUUUUACAGAAACAUGGUUAUGUAAACAAAUGUCUUUUGGACAUAAAUAUCUUGUUCUAGGCACAGCAAUCAUUUAUUUGAAGGACCACUAAUAUGGUAUGGAUUUCCCUCCCUCUGACCAUAGGGACAGCUACUGUCUUGGGACAAAACUCUUCUGACUUCCCAUCUAGCCAUCUCAGCCACAGCACAGAGUAGUGCAACAGCUUCUUUUCUGAGAUGGAGGAAGGUUGAGGUGGGAGAAAAUGGGGCACAAUAGUAGUAUGGGAAGGCCAUGGAUCUGUGGUAUCCACAAGCCUCUGUUCCCCUGCUCACUCACCAAGAGGUAGUUCAGCUAGAUGACAGGCUCAUUAGCCUUAAAUAUGUUAAAAAGUAGGAGGCAAAAAUGUAUCCAUUGUUUCUCCUGCUGAGCCUGCCCAGGCUUAGGUUCAGGAGAAGGCACUGAUUCCAGAGUGCCUCCAUCUACAGGGGUUCACAGUCUCCUAGGAUUGUGCUCUAAAGGGCACUGAAGUAUUGUGAUGUAGCCCUUCCCUCUUUCUACAUCAGUCUUCAGAGUAGUCUGUUCCAUUUGUAUUUUGUUUUCCCAAGAUGCAAAGUCCCAACUAUGGAUAAAACUGUAUUUUGUAGUCUGAUUUGUCACUCAUACAUGGUAAGUCAUAUCUACCAUAGUCUAUGGUAAGGUGUCCCAAGGCGUUUGUAGGGAACAGGAUAGAAAACCUUAAACAAAUAGAAAAGCUAUAAGUAAGUAAGUAAGUAAGUAAGUAAGUAAGUAAGUAAGUAAAUAUCUAGCACAUCCCAUGGCCAGUCCUUACAUGGUUUUGUCCAUAUAAAUUUUGAGAGGCAGAAGCUUCAUAUUUCAAUGGGACUAUGGGAUGUGAAUUUAUGGCCUUUCUGUAAAACGUUGCCUGAAACUGAUGAUGCAGUGUCAUGGGAACCCUUUACCAUCACUUCAUCCUAUUGCUGUAAAAUGGAAAGUCCCAGCCCCUGUCUUUUUGCGCAGUCAUUACCUGAACAGGAUCACGUGCGAUAAUCAGAUGGCGAGGAACCAUAGCUUAUGUUUCAAUCUGAGAGAACAUUUUUUGUCUUACAGUUGAAAUGAAAUGUAUAUCUUUUCCCUAUCUUUAAUUACUUAAGUUGCCUGCUAUUUCCCAAAGAGAUUUGAAAAAGACGGAGAGCUGGCUGUGGAAAGGCAUGCAGGACAAUCAGUUGCUGGAAAACAAUUUGCUCCUUCAGAACUGUGCUAUCACAGAGCUCCAGUUAAACCUGUUAACCCCUUAACUCAGGAUAGGAUAUUUAAAGUGAUAUAUUUUCCUUGGUGAAUUCAGAAAUGACACUGCUAUAGAGAAACUGGCCUAGUCUGCCUCAGUCUAAAAUUCUGAACAAGAGAGUUCCAAAAUGACAGAUCUCUGGAUUGUAUAAUCUACAAUCCCCCUGCACAUACCUUCACUUGUCAAAUGCACUGCCUCAAAGCACUAUUCAGAACGGCAGGAAAGAAUUGCAGCACUCAUCACCUGAUGACUGACAUCUUUAGGCAGAUUUCUCUCUGGACUAUUCUUGGGUUUUUCAGAUACAUUCUACCUUAAAGAGAUGAAGAGAAAAAAAGGGGCUUACCCAGUCACUAAGGUACAUUAGAAAACAGAGAACUUAUGCUAGAAUGCCAUUUUGAGCAAACAGACCAGCAGCCAAAUACUAUAACUGGAUGCAGGACUGAAAAGAAAGUAAGAUCUCUUAGAAUGGAACCAAGAAAUUAGAGACUAGAAUAAUUUUCUAGGACAUCUGCUGAGGUACUGCAAAGGUGAUGUUUGAAGUUUCUGUGUGCUACGUACAUGGCUGUUGCAUACAUUUUCCAGUAAUUCAUGAAUAGAUGGUACCAGCAAAGAUAUCUUUGUCAGCAAAUCCUGUUACAAGAUAGGAAAGGACUCUUGCUGUAUUCCGAAGCUGCCUGUUCAAAAUUUCAUGUAAGGGCCAAAAGUUAUGUUGCCAGCAGAUUUUUGUAAUACUGUACUGGGGUGUGUGUUUCUGAAAAGCAGCUUCAGGAAACUGAUAUCAGAAUAUGGGUAAUGGUAUGUGAAGAAUGCAUUCUGCCCUAGCCGGACAUGCUGGGAAGAGUACAUCUUUUUUCUUGUCUAAACAUGCAUAGGAUAGCAUCCUUGGUUUGCUAAGUCAGAAAUUGCUUACCAGUGCCUUAGACAACUGUGGAAGAAAGGUAGCAUUGUAAAUGAAAGGAAAAGACUAAAAUGGCCAUUGUUGCCCUGCAGCCUCAGUCAGGCUGAGCAAACAAUGACUACUCCGCAUUGGGGAGUCUGGGAACAUAUAUAUGUGCAUUGUUGAUUUUGUUGUUGUACACAAGGAUUGUUCCCCAGGUCACUGAAUGGAGUGAAAGGGCAACCCUGUGUGCAUACAUGCACUUCAAAGUUUUUGGGGCAUGUAUUUGUGAGUAGGAAGGUUCUCUGUUGUAUUAGCUGCUUAAUUAUGUUGUCCAUUUCAUAUACCUUUUUCUGGAAAGAUGAAUCCAUGGUUAGUAAUAGAUUCACACAUGUAAAUAAGCCUUCUGUAAGGUAAACACUCCCCAAGGUAAGAUUUUCUCUAGUCUUUGGUUUUAAUUUCACUGGCUUUUAUUUCCAUUGACAAAAUGGCUGUUACAGUUACUUGAUUUUACUUCAGGACUGCCUUAUUCUUAAUUCCUAUGAAGACAAUCUUUAGAAUCUGGAUUAGAAUUGAAACAUCAGCAUUUUAUUACAUGCGUUAACUUCUUCAUAAUGUAAGCUCAGUAUUCUUAGAUUAGGAAUAAAUUUUGUUUGAAGAACGUAAGAAGUGUGCUUUACAGGAUCAGGCACCUCUAGAGGCUCCAUUUUUUAUGUAGUUGACAAGUCCUCGUACGCCGAUUAUAAAUUUAUGGACUGCACAUAUGACAGAGCCGUAGCAGCAGCUAUUUGCUUGUGCCAUGAUGUUCUUUGUGAUGUAUGUAAAAGUGAUAUAUCUGGAAUUGCUCAAUUUGUAUAUUAACUUUAGUUUCAUCUUGAUCUAGAAUCAUAUGGCAGAGACUGCUCCUUUUUGAGACAAAGAUUUAAUAUGGAGAACUGUUGUUUAUUGCAAAAUAACUGCAGAUUCUGACAAACAUUACUGCUUCUUUCAAAUAAUCUAACAGAAGUGACUGGCAUUUGUGUAUACAGGCCAGUUUAAAUAGUAAUGUUUCAUCUAAAAUGUUUGUUGAUAUACAACUGGAUUUUUAUGCACAUUAUUCAUGUGAUAGAAUUUGAUAAAAUUGUAGCCUUUUUGUAAUUAUUUUCUAUGUUGUGAAAAAUAUUGUUGUAAUUUUUAUAGGUAAUUUACAAUAACAUACAUGUUUUCAAAUAUUUUGAAAUCUAAUGUUAUCUAGAGCCCUGAGAGACAACUUUUUAUGCAUGUUUAGAAGAUAUUCCUACUUGAUUUGUAGAUUUAGACAUUCUCUCCACCCUACCCCAUUAUUAUUGUGAAAUAAAUUAAUUGCAUCUGCCUGGGGUUUGGCAUACUGACAAGUGAUAUCUAAGCAUUAUAGCAUAAAUAAAAUUGAAUGAAUGUGGAAUGCAAUAAUAUAUUAAUGUAAUCAUAUUAAUUUGUAUGGAUAGUUACACUGAGUUAAUAAUAAAACAUCUCUUUGAAGGGUU
Varanus komodoensis (Komodo dragon) is the source of this 8166-nucleotide messenger RNA. It is a transcript of the gene HACD2, whose product is annotated as 3-hydroxyacyl-CoA dehydratase 2. The transcript is spliced from 7 exons. Gene Ontology annotation, cellular component: endoplasmic reticulum membrane. Gene Ontology annotation, molecular function: 3-hydroxyacyl-CoA dehydratase activity. NCBI's taxonomy places the organism in Eukaryota, Metazoa, Chordata, Lepidosauria, Squamata, Varanidae. Gene Ontology annotation, biological process: fatty acid elongation; sphingolipid biosynthetic process; very long-chain fatty acid biosynthetic process. The record is from RefSeq and is a predicted model, not a curated record. Bases 64 to 825 code for a protein of 253 amino acids.